Messenger RNA from Austrofundulus limnaeus, 873 nucleotides. RefSeq names its product calcium and integrin binding 1 (calmyrin) (gene cib1). NCBI's taxonomy places the organism in Eukaryota, Metazoa, Chordata, Actinopteri, Cyprinodontiformes, Rivulidae. The record is from RefSeq and is a predicted model, not a curated record. Bases 107 to 694 code for a protein of 195 amino acids. Gene Ontology annotation, molecular function: magnesium ion binding; calcium ion binding. The transcript is spliced from 7 exons.
CAUUCAAACCCGGAAGUAAGCAAUACCGAAUACUUUUUCGUCGCAGUUCAGUGAGUGUUGAGUUUUAUCAACAACAGAAGUAAAUAUUCUUGUAGAAAGGCGUAAAAUGGGAACUACAUCAAGUCAACUUAAUAAAAAUGAUCUGUCAGAAUACCAAGAGCUGACCUUUCUGACAAAACAAGAAAUCCUUCUGGCUCAUAAGAGAUUCACAGAACUGCAGUCCAAAGAACAGAAAGGUGUUCUACAUUUAAGAGUUCCCAUGGAGAAGAUUCAUAGUCUGCCUGAGCUGAAGUCCAACCCUUUCAGGAAAAGAAUCUGCCAGGUAUUCUCAACAUCUGAGGAUAAAGAUGGAAGCCUCACCUUUGAAGAUUUCCUGGAUCUUCUGAGUGCCUUCAGUGACUCAGCCACUAUAGAAAUCAAAUCCCACUACGCAUUUCGUAUAUUUGACUUUGAUGACGACGGAACCCUCGGUUAUGGUGAUCUGGAGAAACUGGUCAACUGCUUGACCAUCCCAGAAGACAAGCAGAAAGACACAGAAGAGACGGGAUUAACRAGAGAGGAAAUGAAACAGCUCAUAACCAAUAUCCUUGAUGAAUCAGAUAUUGACAAGGAUGGGACUGUGAACCUCUCKGAGUUUCAGCAUGUCAUUUCAAGAUCUCCAGAUUUUGUCAGUUCUUUCAAGAUUGUGCUGUGAAGACUUCUACUUUGCUGUGGAAAUGCUGCGCUUUUUACUCUCCUACUAAWGUUUUGGAUACUUUUGAUGCCUUAAAAUCUAAUAACUUGUACAUUUUCCUGUCUUAACAUUUUAUGCAUUGGUUGUGAAAUUUCUAUAUAUAUUUUUUAAACGUAUGUAAAAUAAAAGUUUAAAAAAUA